Molecule: messenger RNA, 3366 nt
Organism: Thelazia callipaeda (thelaziosis nematode)
Lineage: Eukaryota; Metazoa; Nematoda; Chromadorea; Rhabditida; Thelaziidae
Source: the annotation of a GenBank genome assembly
AUGGAGGAUAAGUUGGAUUCUGUUAAAAAUGCCUUAGAAGCUGUUUACAAUCCAACUGUUGAUAAUGGGCGAAGAGUAGAAGCAUUUCAGAUGCUUGAAUCACUGAAGGAACUAGCACCUGCUGAUGUGAAAGAAAUUGGUCAUGCAUUAAUAUGGAAACACGAUAUUAUUCUUGCUCGAACGGGAUGGAAUUUUUUGGAACAUCUCAUCAAAUAUAAAUGGUUGGAACUAGAUGUUAAGUCACGUAUAGAACUACGAAAUUGUUGUUUUGCUGCUAUGAAGUCAAGAAGUAUGGAGUGCAAAGAGUUGAGGUGUGGUGCAGCACGAUGUAUUGUUUUCAUCAUUCAACAUGAAUGGCCUCAAAAUUGGCCAGAAUUAUUUGAUCAACUUGAUGAUUUUUCAUCACUCUCAGUAACGCAUGCUCAGAUCUCGUUCAUCAUACUGCAGCUAUUAAUUGAAAAUGUAAUUACGUUGGCGACAAUUGAAAACGCUUCAAGAAAGAAAGAUCUCAAUAAUGGAAUAUCUUCCAGUAUGCCACGUAUAUUGAAAACCAUUUCUUUCACACUGCAGCAGUGUUUACUUCGAUCAUCAGAUGAAUUGUAUUUGCUUGCCCGUUCUGCAUUAGAAUUAUUUAGUGAAAUUGCUGAGUGGGUAAAAGCCCAAAUUUUGCAACCCCAUAUCGAAAAUUUGAUCUGCUCAAUUUGUUCGUUUCUUGAAACUCCUCAGUAUGGUAUUUAUGAAGUGGCAGCAAAGUGUUUAUGGAUGUUAGCAUCUCGUAAGCAAGUCAAAAAUGAAGAAAAUAUUGUUGUUCUUGCGCUUUUUAGUGACAUUCCAAUGCGUGCUAUUCUUGCAGCAGCAAAUCAGGCAGCAAGUGUUGGUGCUGAUAAUGUGCAGUAUUAUCGUUUUCUAAAAACUCUAUGCAAUGUUUUGUCGUCCUUAGGCAUUCACCUAGCUGGUAUCUGGAUUCAAAGGCCACCUAAUUUUGCAAUGUACUUAGCUGCUAUUGAAGCAUUCUUUUUACAUCCCUCACUUGUGUUACGAAACGAAGCAAUUGCUGUUUUUUCCUCAUUGAUAAACCAUGAUAAGAUUUUUGAUGAUGAAAUAUUGAGUGAAUUCAUUAUUCGAAUCAUCGGUGCCACACCUUUACAACUGGAGAAAGUCGGUUAUCCGUCUAUGAGUGAUUGUGAAGCAUGUCGUUUCUCACAGCAUGAUUAUGAUAAUGACGAUGAAUUUUCACACGAUUUUUUAAAAUUUCGCGAUCGUUGUUUGAAAGUUAUGCGGUCAUGUUGUAUUGCAAAAUAUAGUGGAUUAUUGAUGAAUGUAGUAGAGGACUGGUUUAUCAACCGGUGUAUUAGCAAAGCUGAUUUAGUGAGAGAAACUGAGUGGGUUGCAAUGCAGCGUUUUUCAAGGAUUGUUUUAUCAGAAUGUCACUAUAGAAAAUUGUUACAGCCAGAUGAUUAUAAACGAUUGAGCUCAGUUUUUGAUGGUGUACUGUCAUUGUUAGCAAAUUGCUCAUCUCCAUCCCUUAUGGACAGCCUGCUUUCUGUUCUUUCAACGCUGCUGAUUGUUAUUAGAGAUUACCCACAACUACUUGUUCCUCUUCUUUGUCAGUUACGCCGUCCAUUAAGUGAUACGAAUGAUGAUGAUGUGGAUGGAAAAUCUGUGAAGAGGCAUUGUUUAGCUUUAUUGCUUAGGAUCGUUACUGCUUUUGCUGAAGACGUUAAGGGACAAGCAGGGGUUAUUUUGGACUUUUGUCUUUCAGUUCGUCCCAGUCUAUCGUUAAUGCAAUUAGCUUCGUGCAUGCAAGUAGUUGCAGCUUUAAGCAACCUUUGCUGUGAUUUCACUACACAAAGCUCUUUACUUGCUGUUGCUUUAUCAGAUCCUCUUUCUUAUAUGCUCAAGGCAGAAGUUCAAGAAGCCUGCGAUAAUGAUACGGCGUUCCUUACUUUCUUUGGUUUCACUUCUCCAGCGCCAGGGAAUCUUGAUGAAGCCACAAACUCUCCUUAUAUGCUCAAUCGUCGAGAAUUUCGUGCACAUUUAUUCACUUUGGAAGGAAUAAUGGCUCAAACUCAGUCUGUCUGUCCUCCUUCUCAUCCGGCAUACAAUGAUUUUCAACCAAUUUUGCCUACAAUAUUUCUGCUUGCAAAGCGUUUAACCUCGAUGUAUGAUUCGAGAAAUUUGGAUGUUUUGCAUGUUUCUUAUCGUUCUCUGUCUAUUUUUGAUAUUACUGCGAAUGAGCGGCAACAACUACUGACAUCGAUUGAUCCUUGUUCUUCGUCUACAGCUCGAAUUCUUUUUGACGAUCCUGGAACGCAUGCCCGUGCAUUUUUUUUCGAUAUCUCGGAGAAAAUGCAAGUUUUCAUUCGCUUGAUUGAUUGUUUUUAUGUAAAAGAUCAAACUUUGAUUGGAUUUUUUGCUACUAAGGCAACGAUGCAGCUAUUCUCGGACUUGAGUAUCAGCAGUUGGAUAUCUUCUCUUUCAUAUGGCAUCAGUUUUGUUCCAGAUCAUCGCUUACGGUUAUGGCUGAGAAAGACAUUGAAACCAUUUCUGUGCUCGUGUCCAGAAACGUCUUAUAAUGAAGUGAAACAUUUGCUGCUGGCAGUAAUUGUCGUCUUGAGCAGACGCUUACAACAUGGGUGGACACAAGUCGAGAUAUCUGAAAGCUCAGAAAAUGCGGAACCUUCUCAGGAAGAACUUUUAAAUGAGCACGUGAUUAGCAUUUUAACACGUGAAAGUGUCACGUUUUUGCGAGAAUUAUUUAACAUAUCGGAUUCAGGAGAAAAGAUUGAAAUACCAUCUAGCAUCAGAAAUUGCUUCUUGAGAGACGAGAAUAUCAUAGGAGAAAUGGUUAGACUAAUGUUUUUGCUUUUGACUUUUCGCGACACUUCUGCGGCGAUCCGAGUAAUACCUGUGUGCAGAAAUGCUCUCGAAUGCCUGAAUGAAAAUUGUGAUGAACAAACGGCCCUUUUCAUCUUUGUUCGUAGCAUUCAGAGCUUGCAGCUCCAUGGUUCGGAUGAGCAAGCACUCACCUAUAUCUUGUCACUAAUUUUUUCCAUUUAUUCAACUUUGCACGAGCGGUUCCCUAAUUUGUCGCGAGUGUUACUUCAAGUACCAGAUUGCUCUCCAGGCGAUGUUGAAAGAUUAAAUCUUCGAAUUGCAUCUAUGAAGCGCAACGGAGAUUUUAUGAAUGACAAGAUGAAAAGAGAAAUUAUUAAAAAGCUGCUCGGAACUGUUAUUGCUACUUCAGUCGGUAAGCAGCACAGAAGACCAGUCCACUUCCGCCCUCUACCUCCUAUAAUAAAGCAAAAUAAAGAACUUGUUCAAGAAGAUUUCAAUGUUUUGGAGCUUCUUUUUAAUUCGUAUUGA